AUGUCCUUGAAUUUGUCACCCGCUGUGGGCCUCUACAACCAGAUUCGGUGGGUGGACCACGACCGCGGGCGGCUGCUGCCGGAGAUAUCGAGAAUCGAGCACGGCAACGCGCAGCUCGAGAGCCUGCUGCGUCUGCACAGCGUCAGCGACCCCGCGGCCAUGCUGGGCGACUCAGCGGCCACCAGGGACGAGGCGGCCGAGCUCGAGGCGCGCAUGGCUAGGGUUAGGGAGGUGCAGAUGGCGCUCCGUGACUGCGCGUAUAGGCUGCUGGGCAGUCUAGGACCGGCGCACGACGCACACCGCGUCAUCUACCACGUUGGCGGGGCGUGGAGGGCGAUCACGUCGCUGCGGGAGCUACAACAAACGGGCGGAGAAGACAAAGACGAGCCACCCGAACCCAACCUAGCCCUCGCAAGGUCUGGCGGCAGCACACAGCUCGGUGCGGCGGAGCGGCUUCAGGUGGCGCGGCUCAUGGAGCGGCUGCGAUGGUGGCUGUCGACUCGGGACAAAGCCCUGGUUCAGUAA
Lasiosphaeria miniovina is the source of this 525-nucleotide messenger RNA. RefSeq lists its product as uncharacterized. The record is from RefSeq and is a predicted model, not a curated record. NCBI's taxonomy places the organism in Eukaryota, Fungi, Ascomycota, Sordariomycetes, Sordariales, Lasiosphaeriaceae. The transcript has 3 exons. The coding region runs from base 1 to 525 and encodes 174 amino acids.